Messenger RNA from Paramacrobiotus metropolitanus, 1058 nucleotides. RefSeq lists its product as uncharacterized. The coding region runs from base 100 to 975 and encodes 291 amino acids. NCBI's taxonomy places the organism in Eukaryota, Metazoa, Tardigrada, Eutardigrada, Parachela, Macrobiotidae. The transcript has 3 exons. The record is from RefSeq and is a predicted model, not a curated record.
AGACGACCUGGAGCCAUUGUGUUCAGAAGUCUUGUUUCGUGAUCUUCCACAUUGGAUCGUCAGUAUGAAAUCUUUUUUUACCUGGAUCUGCAUUUCCAGAUGAAGCUCAAGCGAGUCUGCGCAUUAUGGCACAAACUGCUGAACAAGCCUCACACUACCGAGCACAUUCGCGUUUGUGUGGAAAGCCUGGAGAGACAAACCACGGCCGACAAUUAUAACUGCUUCCGCAUGGCCGUGCUGCUCACUCGCGCCGUCACCGCAGCGACCCGCUGUUUCACGAUCACGGGCUCUCCCGACGAGUGCCAGUUAUUUCUGGUUCGAUUGCUGAAAGCUAUGAAGGUCGCGCAGAUUCACGUGCCCCUGAUCGUAUUGAAGGACUACAUCCUGGACGGGCACUAUGGAUCGAGUAACUGGGAAAACAAGUUUUGUCUGCGACAUUCCAUGACGAUGGAGGCCACACCAUUUCAAGGCUGCUGUGGUCGGCUGGCGCUGUACAAUUGGAAAGUUAGCCAUCUGUUUGGCCGCGCCAUGAAUCAGGUGCUCGUCGAGGAGGGUUUGCAUAAGCUGCAGUCUCUUCCGCUGCGGGAAAAGAUGUUGAUGCGGCCCCUGGGAUGGGACCACGUGCUGGCCGUUGAUCACUUGGAGGUUACGCUGCCGCGGGUCGUUCUCGACUAUGGCAAAGGCGAGGCUGGGAUGAUGGCCAGCCGCAUCAUGUGCGCCGUCAACGAGCACUUUCCGCCGGUUACGGAUGAGAUGCACGCAAAGGUCAAGGCCGUUUAUAAUCGUUGGGUGCGCCAACUGGUUUAUCCGGUGGAGUGGGAGCGCAUUCGCAGCUAUCUUUCACUGUUCAGCGGUUUUCACUCGGAUGGCACUCCUCGAUCCUGGGUGGACGUGGAUCUGACACUCGGGGAUACGGCCGAGCUGAGCAAAAUGGCACUGUAUGGGAUUAACGAGAUAUUUAUGGCUGAUCAGUAGCCACUAGACCCGCACGACAAUGCCGCAAACGAUUGUCGCGCAACUUGACACGGCUUCACAUACCGGACAGGAUGGGUCCCAUU